AUGGCCGACCUCGUUCCACCAGAUGCCUGGGAUACUCAUAUCCAUGUCUUUGACCCGGAUAACUUUGCCUAUGUGGUGCCUCGGUCGUACACGCCCAAGGCAGCGCAGAUAAUAGAGUAUCCAACAUCCGUAACUAGUUGCAAAAACGUUGUUAUCGUUCAUGCGUCUGUGCAAGGUUCAUCCCCUGCAGCUCUGCUCGACACCCUCAGCAAGCAGCACUCAGUUGCGCAGCUGAACGGAUACAAGCUUCGCGGACUAGCCACUAUUGAUGUAAACACCAUCACAGAUAGCGAGCUAGAUGCACUGCAUGUGGCGGGUGUCAGAGGUGCUCGUUUACAUGAGAUGUCAUGGGGCCACGGUAAACAGAGCGAUGGCGAUGAUAUCAUCCGAAAGGUCAAGGCCCUUGCUUCUCGUCUGGCGAGGCUGGGAUGGGCUAUUGGCAUCUUUUGCCCCGUGAGCGCGUGGGCUAGAAUGGCGGAUAUUAUUCGCAACGACAUUGAUCCCAGAGUUAAGAUGGUGGCCGAUCAUAUGGGUGGGACAUUUCCGCACGAGGCUAGUUCUGAAGAUUUUAAAGUUUUCUUAGACCUUGUUCGUGAGAAGAAGGUUUUUGUCAAGGUUUCUGGGUUUGAGAGAUUGUACAAUGGCUAUGACAAUGGUAUUGAGAGUGUUGCGCCAAUUGCGAAGGCCAUUAUCGAAGCGGGCCCGGAUCAGAUUGUCUUUGGCACGGACUGGCCGCAUACACAGCUAGGAGUUACACGAAAAGGAAAGACGGAUGAACAGAGGUUGAACGAUAUUGAAGGGUUCAGGACUGUUGACGAUACUGGUCAUAUUAGAAAGUUGAGGGAGUGGAUUCAGGAUGACGAGACUUGGCAGAAGCUAUGGGUUAAGAACCCUGCUGCGCUAUUCAAUUAG
Messenger RNA from Talaromyces rugulosus, 912 nucleotides. RefSeq lists its product as uncharacterized. Gene Ontology annotation, molecular function: hydrolase activity. The record is from RefSeq and is a predicted model, not a curated record. The coding region runs from base 1 to 912 and encodes 303 amino acids. The transcript has a single exon. Lineage: Eukaryota; Fungi; Ascomycota; Eurotiomycetes; Eurotiales; Trichocomaceae.